CUCCUGAUGAGGGACAGUUUCCAUCUCCUCUACAAAAGAACACAUGCACACACACGUGCACACACACACACGAAACUCCUCUACGGGAGUAAGCAGGAAACCGGCGUCGUUGUCACUUCAGACUGAACCUUUGGCAUUGAAGAGAGGAUACAAAGGAUCUGGAAAGUGGAAUUGUUUAAGGAACCCAAACCCUGCAAGCUCCCUUGGGGUUCCCUAGUGAUUUGAGCCCAGAAGGGCUGUGGAGAGGAUCUACGGGCAGUAUCUACUUCUUUACCCUAUUACAGAUUUGAGUGAACAAGUGAGGUGGAGAGUUCACCUGAUUGACUGGGAUGGAGUCUGUGGCCUUGUACAGCUUUCAGGCCACUGAAAAUGAUGAGCUGGCCUUUAACAAAGGUGACACACUGAAGAUUCUGAACAUGGAAGAUGACCAGAAUUGGUACAAAGCAGAGCUGCAUGGUGCUGAAGGCUUCAUCCCAAAGAAUUACAUCCAAGUCAAGCCUCAUCCGUGGUUUGCAGGCAGGAUCUCCAGGCAAUUUGCAGAAGAGAUUUUGCUUAGAAGAAAUCACCUGGGAGCCUUCUUGAUCCGAGAAAGUGAGAGCUCCCCAGGAGAAUUUUCAGUCUCUGUGAACUAUGGCAAUCAGGUUCAACACUUCAAAGUGCUUCGAGAGAACAUGGGGAAAUACUUCCUUUGGGAGGAGAAGUUCAAUUCACUCAAUGAAUUGGUGGAUUUCUACCGUACAACUACCAUAGCCAAGAAGAAGCAAAUCUUCCUGAGAGAUGAGGACCCAACACAUAAGCCACCCAGAGCUAAGUUUGCCAAAGCCCAGUUUGACUUUGCCGCCCAGAACUCCUCACAGCUCAGCUUCUCUCAGGGUGACAUCAUUGAGGUGCUGGAACAUUCAGACCCCAACUGGUGGAGAGGACAGCUCUGCGGUCGAGUGGGUUUCUUCCCUCGGAACUACGUCCAUCUCGUCCACAUGUGAACUGUUACUGGGUCCUUCAUCUUUCAGAGUUGCUUUGAAUGGCCAGAGCCCCCAAGACUUUUCUGGAUGAGCAAGCACUCACAAUGUGGAGGAGCCAGUGGGUUCCCUACUAUUCUGAUAGCAAGAAUACAGAACAAGUUUCCUGCUGUAUUCAGAAGGGCCUGAAUCAGGUUGGACCUAGGGAGGGUAUUUUCUGGACCAAUUCAAUCCAGCAAAUAUUAAUUAAGUACUAUAUGCAAAGCACGGUGGUUGCAAAGACAAAAACAGUCCUUUCCCUCAAAAAACUUAUAUUCUAUUAAAAAGAUAAAAUCUUUACUGACAUGACAUGAUAUCAUGUCAAAUCAAGAAGCAUUUAUUAAGCACAGUAUCUGGCAUAUACUGUGUUAAAGGGUGGACAUACAAAAAAAAAAAAGCAAAAAAAUAAUCCCUGUUCUCACAGAUCUCAUAGUCUAACUGGGGAAUACAACAUA
Sarcophilus harrisii (Tasmanian devil) is the source of this 1453-nucleotide messenger RNA. RefSeq names its product GRB2 related adaptor protein (gene GRAP). Bases 330 to 983 code for a protein of 217 amino acids. The record is from RefSeq and is a predicted model, not a curated record. Lineage: Eukaryota; Metazoa; Chordata; Mammalia; Dasyuromorphia; Dasyuridae. The transcript has 5 exons. Gene Ontology annotation, molecular function: protein binding.